UUGAUCUAGAUGCUAUACUCCUAUUGAUGCAGCCCAGAAUUGCAUUGGCUUUUUUAGCUGCUGCAUCACACUGUUGACUCAUGUCAAGUUUGUGGUCUACCAAGACUCCUAGAUCCUUUUCACAUGUACUGCUCUCAAGCGAGGUGUCACCCAUCCUGUAUUUGUGCCUUUCAUUUUUUUGCCCAAGUGUAGUACUUUACAUUUCUCCUUGUUAAAAUUCAUCUUGUUUGCUUUGACUUCUUCAGUCUUGAACUGAUUUUUUUUAAUCAAAUGAACCAGGGAAUUGGGGUCCAAGCUUGUAAGAAGGAGUAGCGGCUUUGAGCCACAGAACCUCCCAUUUUAGGGCUGCCUUGCCACGUGUUCUUCCCAGGAGCAACCCCACUGAACAUCGUAAGACUUAUUUCUGAGUAGGCAUGCUUAGCGUCAUGCUGGAAAUGUUUGAAGUUGCACCUUGAAGUUGCUUGAAAACAUACCUGUGUUGAUGACCCCCCACUCCUGAAAACAACCCAGGGGUGUAUCUCCCCCCACAACCUCAAAAGUGGCUCCAGGGGGCUGGAGGACCCUCCAGAACAGAUUUGGAGGAGGCACACCAGCUAAGAAAGGGGAAGUCUCUGGGCCACUUAUAGAGAAUUAGUGAUAGAGGUGGAAAGCCAGUUGAAAUUUAAAACAUUUGAGGAAAUAAAAGAAUUAUUGAUUGAUUAGUUGCAUUAUCAUCAGAUAAAUGAAGUGUUUAAAGAGGAUAAAAAGAAAGAUGGUUUUGAAACAACAAGAUCUAGAUUUCUUUAUUGGUUGUUGUUUUUUGUUAAAAUUUUGUAAUGCUUUUUUUUUUAAUAUAAUUUUUAUUAGAUUUUAACAAGAAAUACAAGAAAAAAGAAAAAGGCACAAAAAAGAAAAAUACAUAAAAAAACGACAAAAACAAAACAAAACAAAAAAACAGAUUCAGACUUCCUCAUUUCCCCUUCUUGAGUUCUUAUUGUUAAAAAUAGUUCUCGCAUUUUCCCAUUCUAACUUCACAUUCUUUUUUCUAAAUUUCAACUUUUUCAUCUUUUUCAUUGCUAUUAUCCAUUCUCCUUGUACUUUAACCUCUUUUCUCUUAACAUCCUCUCUCCAAAAUUAUUAUUAUCUAAUCCCUAGUCUCUUUCCCUUACCCAAAAAUAUAUAAGAUUCACAUCCUAAUUUAUUACCCAUUUACUUCCACCCACACAACAAAGUUCCCACCCCCCCUUCCCUGGAAUCGAAGUCUCCAGAUGAAUCAGCCAGGUUCUUCAUACAAUCCUUAAUACAUUCCGAGAUCAGACCAUAUUAUUUCAGACAAUACCAAAUAAUCCAAGACCUCUCAACCCACCCCUAGUCUGUCCCAUACCAACUUUUGCCGAACUCUUGCCCCCCUCUUCUGUAAUCCCAUCACUUUGUAUCUUUGCACCUUUUCAUCCUCUUUCUGCCCCCCAACUGUUUGUGUCCUCCCCUCUCUCACCGGGGCGCUGAUUUUCCCAACCUCUUUUUUGGGGUGCUUUUUUGCUUUUACCCUCUCCUGUUUCACUUCUCUCACCAGUGAAACAGUGUUUUCUCCUACUUUCCCUCCCUGUUCCACCCCUCCCACCAGUAGAACAGUGUUCUUUUCAGGAAAUAAAUCCAUUGGUUCAGCAUAUUGUCCUUCAGUAUUAUCUUUCUCCUCUUCUAUGUUUUUUACAUACGUCACUCCAGCACAGUCCUGGUCUUCCAAUCUUUUUUCUUCUCCCUUCUCCUGCUCUUCUAUAUCUGUUGGAUCCUGUGUUUUACAGUCAAAAACAAAUGUCUCGACAGUCUCUUCUCUCAGAAAGUUUACAUCAAGCUUGGAGAUGCUCACUUGCUUAGUAAGAUCCAAAAUUGUUGCCAAUAUUAAGUCCCACUGUGUGACUUCCUGUCCACUCUCUGGAACCUUCUCUCCUAUUCCUUUGUCUAAAACCUCCUCCAUCUUUGUACAGACCGGCCGUGGAGUUGAAAUUUUAGUCCAAUAUAUAUGAAAAGUGAACAAAUAGGCAAACAGCCAAGAAUCCAGUCCCACUUGGUCAGAAUCUCUCUCUUUACUCCUUCUUUUCCUCAGAGUCAAUACUGAGCAGCCUCAAGGCAAAACAAGUCCUCUUUCACUGUUUACAGCUCUCAGUCUCUCACAUUCAGCCAGACACAUUCCUUUGUAUUGUGACGUUAAUCAGCAAACUGACUGAUCUUUCCUUUGACCCGACUCCAGGCUCGCAGGGGGCUUUUCUCAUGCUGGAUCUCAGUCUUUUGCAGAGAUAAAUACACCGCUUACUUUUUCCUUUACUCUGCCUCAGGAAAAAGCUCUUUUUACAGCAUUUCUGGGUUUUCUAGCUUGCUGCGAUCUUUAGUUACUCAAUCGGGGGGAGAUGACUUCCCUUUUUAAUCUCCGCCUCCCACUGCCAAAUUCUUGUUUCAAAUUGAUUGGUUUCAACUUACUUCGUCCAGAUCGUAACUUUUUCAGGAAGAAUCCACCGCCUGCAGGUUGGAGGCUCGGAGCUUCGCUUCUUGGAGGUAACGAUGGUAUGCCUAAAAUGGCUCCCGCGACUGCCACUCAGCUGGCUCUCAGGGGCUCUUGCGGGCUUCCUGGGCAGCUGAGGAGUCGCUUCUGGAGCUCCGCCAGGCAAAAUUUGCCCCCUGGACGCUCAACCAGGGGUAUUUACGGGGAUCCGCGUGCCCCCGCGGAUUUCCCCCCCCUCCGCGAUGCCAGAAACCUCGCAGCGCGAGGUUUCUGCGCCUCCAUUUUUAAAGAUUUAAAAUAAAGAGCUUUUUAAUAAUAAAAAAUAAAAAAGAUCUAGAUUUGAGAUAGAUUUAUUGAAUGAUAAGACAAAAAUAUUGUCAAAAAUGUAUUAUAAUAAUUAUAAUUGGAAUCGGUAAUGAUACAUUGGGUUAAAGAUAUUGAACAUAAUAUACAGUUAGAAGAAUGGGAGAUGUUAUGGAAUGAAGGUAUUAAUUUUACAGCAUGCAGUACGCUUAAAGAAAAUGUUAUGAAAAUGAUGUAUAGGUGGUAUUUAACACCAGUGAAACUGGCCAAAAUGCAUAGAACAAAAAAUGAAUGUUGGGAAUGUAAGAAAAACUGUUCUUCUAUGAAACAACGGCGGCAAGAAUUUUGUUACCCCAAAGAUGACAACAAUUGGGAGUUACCAACGAAAGAAGAGGGGCAGAUGAAAAUGAUGGACUUUGCAGAACUGGCGAAACUGACCAAAAGGACUGGAACAAAUAUAUAUUAUAUUUGAAAGACAACUGUGAGAAGGAAUGAAGGAAAUGCAGCGGGUAUAAGGAAGCUUGUAGAAUGCCUCUGUAGGUCGGAUAAGGAAAACUGGCCCAAAACAUUCCAGCUGGCAUUGGAGCAGACCGGAUGUUAUGACCAAAGUGAACUGUGGGAUUUGAACGAAGGUAGUGUCGGUGACACCUGUGUGGAAAUGAGAGACGAAGACGAGGGAGCCUGUGCUGUUGAUAUCAAUAUACAAUUUUCUGAAGAAGCCGAAUCGGACAAUUUUAGCGCGAGUCUGGGUUCCUCGUCAUUGGGUCCUUGUCCCCGAUCCGUUUAUGUUCCAAAGGAGGCCAGGAGUUACCAGACUGAACUUGCCCGGCCUGCUCUCAGUGGCAAGCAUACCAUCAUCUGUGCCCCUACUGGUUCUGGGAAGACUUUUGUGUCUAUUAUGAUAUGUGACCAUCACCUCCGCAACAUGCCUCCUGGACGGAAGGGGAAAGUGGUCUUCCUCACUACUAAAGUCCCAGUAUAUGAACAGCAGAAGAAAGUCUUCGAGGAAUAUUUCAAGGGAAAAUUCAGUGUUGCAGGCCUGUGUGGGGAAAGUGCAGUGGGUGUACCUUUGGAUAUGAUUAACGAGGCGACCGAUAUCACCAUCAUGACGCCUCAGAUUCUCGUGAAUUGCCUCAACCACGGAAAUCAAGUUUCCCUCUCGUCGUUCACGCUGAUGAUUUUCGACGAGUGCCACAACACGACCGGGAAUCACCCUUACAGCGUGUUGAUGUCCAGGUACUUGGACCUUAAAUUUGAGCAAGCCGCAACACCGCUACCUCAGAUUGUAGGACUGACAGCCUCUCUCGGAGUUGGCAAUGCCAAGAACCUGGGUGAGACGGUGGACUACAUUUGCAAGAUCUGUGCCUUGCUGAAUGCCGAAGUUAUAUCGACAGUCAGAGAAAACAUAAAGGACCUGGAGGAAGUUGUCUACAAGCCCCAAAAAUUGACUUGCCUCGUGAAGAAACGUCCCCAAAACCGCUUUGUCACCAUUAUUGCAGAUAUGAUGUCUGCAACUGAGAGCCUGGCAAGAAAACUCUAUGCUAUAGAUGCUUUGUCUCACAUUAAAAGUCAGUGUUUUGGAACCCAGAAAUAUGAGCAAUGGAUCGUUGAUGUGCAGAAGAAAUGCCGAGUGUUGCAGCUGCCAGACAAGGAGGAAGAAAGCCGCGUUUGCAAGGCUCUUUUUAUUUAUACAGAGCACCUUCGGAAAUACAACGACGCCCUCCUUAUCAAUGAAGAUGCGCGUACCCAAGAUGCACUCGCUUACCUGAAGGAGUUCUUUAAGAAUAUCCGAAGUGGGGGCUUUGAUGAAAUAGAGGAGGAGCUGGCAUCGAAUUUUGAAGCUAAAUUGCCAGAGCUGUGUAAAGAUUCUGAGGAUGAAUCCAAUGAAAAUCCCAAAUUGGAAAGGGUCACUUUUAUUCUGGAAGAAGAAUACCGCCUCAACCCACAGACACGGACUAUUCUCUUUGUGAAGACGAGGGCAUUAGUAGCUGCAUUGAAGAACUGGAUAGAAGAGAACCCCCAGCUUCAACACCUAAAGCCAGAUGUAUUGAUGGGCCGUGGAAAAAGAAAUCAGCAAACAGGUAUGACACUCCCGAAUCAAAAAGGUGUCUUGGACUCCUUCAAAACUGAUGGGGAUAGCAAGAUGCUCAUAGCUACAUCUGUUGCCGAUGAAGGGAUAGAUAUUGCUCAGUGCAACCUUGUUCUUCUGUAUGAAUAUACGGGAAACGUCAUCAAAAUGAUACAAGUCCGAGGACGAGGAAGAGCUAAAGACAGCAAGUGCAUCCUUGUGACGAGCAAAAAAGAACAGGAGGAGAACGAGAGAUAUAACAUCUUAAAGGAAAAGAUGAUGAACCAAGCCAUUGAGAAUGUGCAGAAGUGGGAUGAGGAGACAUUUGCGCAGAAGAUAAGCGACUUGCAGAAGAUACAAAAGAAAAUUCAAGAUUCCAAGAAGAAAGAGCCUCAGCGCAAGCUGGAGACGGGCAAGCGGAAAUUGUUGUGCGGGAAGUGUAAAGCACACGCCUGUGACGUGGAAGACAUCCGGGUGCUUGAGGUAGCUCACCACACUGUCAUAGAUAAGAACUUCAGGAACCGGUAUACAACAAAGCCUCAUAGCAAACCCAACCACUGGGGUCACUUUGAGAAAAAAAGCAAGAUAUACUGUAGCGAUGCCAAAUGCCAUCAUGACUGGGGCAUCUCGGUGAAGUACAAGGAAUUUGAGGACAUGCCCAUCAUAAAAAUUGAGAGCUUUUCAGUAUACGACGUUGUCAAGGGGAAGCAGAAUUAUUUCCGGAAAUGGAAAGAAGUUAAUUUUGCACUGAAAGAAUUUGAUAUUAAAGAAAUGUCCGAUUAAAAUGCAGAACGGGCCAAGCUACUUGUGGAACCUUUGUUCUGAACGAACAAGCAGGCACCUUCAAUUUUUAAAACUAUUCAAGGGGAAGGCUAACACUGAGUGCAUCUGCUGUCAAUAGCAUUAAACUCUACAUUUUAGCGUUGCAAUCACUGUAGAAGCUUCCUUUGACGCAUUUUGUACUUUAGCACUUAGGGGUGUGUUAGUCAGCAUUGCGUGAUCAAAUGCCAUUCUGCAAAACCUUUUUU
Molecule: messenger RNA, 5875 nt
Organism: Zootoca vivipara (common lizard)
Lineage: Eukaryota; Metazoa; Chordata; Lepidosauria; Squamata; Lacertidae
Source: RefSeq, a predicted model, not a curated record